Wallemia ichthyophaga EXF-994 is the source of this 834-nucleotide messenger RNA. RefSeq lists its product as uncharacterized. Gene Ontology annotation, cellular component: mitochondrial inner membrane; mitochondrion. The transcript is spliced from 4 exons. Gene Ontology annotation, biological process: protein insertion into mitochondrial inner membrane from matrix. Bases 1 to 834 code for a protein of 277 amino acids. The record is from RefSeq and is a predicted model, not a curated record. NCBI's taxonomy places the organism in Eukaryota, Fungi, Basidiomycota, Wallemiomycetes, Wallemiales, Wallemiaceae.
AUGAGACCAACACUAGCAAGACAAUUCGCGAGCAGCUCCAGGAAGACAUUCGUCAACGAACCUGAUGCAGAAGCUCUGAGGAAAAUCAAGGCUGCUGCUGAAAGAGCUGCCGUCGCCAAAGGUGCGACUGGAGAAGCAGAGGUUCGAGUUGGAUUAGAAGAGAUGAAUUUCGGUAAACUGAGCCCAUACGUUAAGCCAUCGAGGUCUUUUUUGGGUUUGAAAGCGAGCGAUUUAAGCCCCUCUGCUCUCAUUUCAAGGGGAUUCAAACCGAUGGAGUUCUUUAAGUGGCUUCAAUGGAAUCUGUACACAAGCCUGCAGGAUUAUCAUCACCGCAUGAAGCUGUUCGAGAAAGGUGAAUGGAAGACUGAGAAGGAAGGCGUGCCUGGGCUGAAGUGGAUGGAAAGGCGCAAAGCAUCUACGCACUGGGCCAGCACUGUGGCUUAUGAAAAGUAUACAGCGCUCCAGAAGGCAAUAGCGAGCGGCGACUUUAAAUCAAUCAACAAACUAUCCACACACGCGCUCAAGGAAGCUUCAGACUCACAAGCCAAGACAGUGAAAUUGGAUCGUGACACAAAAUAUGAUUGGAAGGUGGUCAGAGUGAUAGAGCCACCAAGCGUGCUCUCUGUGAGAACUACAAAUGUCAUGCCAAUGCUGCCAGAGUCCGCCGAGAAGCGUAUUUGUCAGGUGGUCGUCAAGUUCAAUACAGUACAGUCACUCGGCCCAAACCACCCAGAGCACAACGUUUUAGACUACGUCAUGUUCGAAAAGCCAUUGUGGAUGCGCAACGGAGACUGGAAGAUGCGCGACAAGGUCUACGAGACGCCUUACUUCUAA